ACAGGGGCGGAGUUGGGCCGGGACGGAGGCCCGCAGAGGAGCAGCGAGGGGGCGUAGCCGGAGCUACGGCACCAAGGCUCCGCCCCCGCCCUGCCUGCCCCGUAGCUGGAGGAACGCAAGCAGGAGGCGGGGGAGUCGGAGGAGGUGGCGGCGCUGGAGCUCCUCCCGGGGACCAGCGACCCGGGGAGCGAGCACGUCGCUCCGCACCGCUCUUCCUCCAACCGCAGAGCCGUCCCCUCUCGCCAUGUCCCAGAGCAGGCACCGCGCCGAGGCCCCGCCGCUGGAGCGCGAGGACAGUGGGACCUUCAGUUUGGGGAAGAUGAUAACAGCUAAGCCAGGGAAAACACCGAUUCAGGUAUUACACGAAUACGGCAUGAAGACCAAGAACAUCCCAGUUUAUGAAUGUGAAAGAUCUGAUGUGCAAAUACACGUGCCCACUUUCACCUUCAGAGUAACCGUUGGAGACAUAACCUGCACAGGUGAAGGUACAAGUAAGAAGCUGGCGAAACAUAGAGCUGCAGAGGCUGCCAUAAACAUUUUGAAAGCCAAUGCAAGUAUUUGCUUUGCAGUUCCUGACCCCUUAAUGCCUGACCCUUCCAAGCAACCAAAGAACCAGCUUAAUCCUAUUGGUUCAUUACAGGAAUUGGCUAUUCAUCAUGGCUGGAGACUUCCUGAAUAUACCCUUUCCCAGGAGGGAGGACCUGCUCAUAAGAGAGAAUAUACUACAAUUUGCAGGCUAGAGUCAUUUAUGGAAACUGGAAAGGGGGCAUCAAAAAAGCAAGCCAAAAGGAAUGCUGCUGAGAAAUUUCUUGCCAAAUUUAGUAAUAUUUCUCCAGAGAACCACAUUUCUUUAACAAAUGUAGUAGGACAUACUUUAGGAUGUACUUGGCAUUCCUUGAGGAAUUCUCCUGGUGAAAAGAUCAACUUACUGAAAAGAAGCCUCCUUAGUAUUCCAAAUACAGAUUACAUCCAGCUGCUUAGUGAAAUUGCCAAGGAACAAGGUUUUAAUAUAACAUAUUUGGAUAUAGAUGAACUGAGCGCCAAUGGACAAUAUCAAUGUCUUGCUGAACUGUCCACCAGCCCCAUCACAGUCUGUCAUGGCUCCGGUAUCUCCUGUGGCAAUGCACAAAGUGAUGCAGCUCACAAUGCUUUGCAGUAUUUAAAGAUAAUAGCAGAAAGAAAGUAAAUUUGGAGCAACUUAAAAAAUCUUUCAGUAGCACAUAAAAAGUUCCCCUCUGGCCCCUUCCCAAGUAAAACUUUUACCGUAGUGUUUAUGUCCUGUUUCUAAAUCUCUUCAUAGAUUCCAUCAACACUCCAGAUUUAAUUAUCUCCUCAUAGUUGUUAUUAAGCUCUUUUUAAUGGCUUCAACUUUGUAUCAGUAUAUUGUAUUUAUAAACUUUGUACCACGAGAGAGUGUAGCACCCAUUUUACAGUGCCAUGCACAUCAGAGAAAGAAACUGCAUGUUUGUUGUUGAUGAUGAAAUAAAAAUGCUAGCAACAGUCUUUCUUACUGGUGCUUAAGCUCUUCUUUGCACAAAGCUUUAUAAAGGGAAUUCAAAGGAAGCCCUUUAGAAUUAGAGUCUUGAGGGACAGCACUAACAGGCCUUUAUUAAGUAUGAUUGUUAAAUUUCAGGGAACAUGAUUGGUCUGCUGUGUAUUUGAAUUCAUGUAACAAAGAACUGUUACGAUGGGAUUCUGCUCAUUUUAUUAAAAAGCUACUGACUUGA
This is a messenger RNA of Gorilla gorilla gorilla (western lowland gorilla), 1727 nucleotides long. It is a transcript of the gene PRKRA, whose product is annotated as protein activator of interferon induced protein kinase EIF2AK2. Gene Ontology annotation, biological process: regulation of regulatory ncRNA processing; siRNA processing. The transcript is spliced from 8 exons. Gene Ontology annotation, molecular function: double-stranded RNA binding; siRNA binding. The record is from RefSeq and is a predicted model, not a curated record. Gene Ontology annotation, cellular component: nucleus; RISC-loading complex; RISC complex. Lineage: Eukaryota; Metazoa; Chordata; Mammalia; Primates; Hominidae. Bases 245 to 1186 code for a protein of 313 amino acids.